UCGCUGCCAAGAGAUGUCAGACAAAUCGAUAAGGUGCGUAGCAGAAAACAUUUGGCGUCACGCAUAUUGAACAUGGCGCCGUACUGUGGCAGGUGAUAAGUCCAGUAAAAUUGGGUCACGUUUGCGUUUUAACCUCAGACAUUUUAUCAUCUUACGGCUCCCAGUGCAAAGUACCAAGACUGCUUGGUUCAUAUUGUGGGUUUGUCGCUUCAUUGGCGAGGCGCAUACUCUGGCGCUUAGGAAGAAUGGGGCAAACGCUAUCGGAGCCGAUAACAGCUAAGGAGACGGCAUGUGUGGAAAACGGCCGAUUCAAAGUCGGUUCAUCCUCGAUGCAGGGAUGGCGAGUUACAAUGGAAGACGCCCACACUCAUAUUUUAUCCCUUCCCGAUGACCCUUCUACUGCAUUUUUUGGAGUGUAUGAUGGACACGGGGCUGAGCUGGCAUCUGAGACCUCCAUAAUAUUCUUCCCUGAUUAUCCAACAGGAGCAAAAAUAGCCAUGUAUGCAGGAAAACAUCUGCACAAGUACAUCAUCUCCAGGUCAGAGUAUAAGCGCAGGAGCAUAGAAGAAUCUAUUAAGCAGGGUUUCCUGGACUGUGAUCAGGCAAUGACACAAGAUGCUAAUCUCAAAGAUGAUGGAUGUGGAACCACAGCAGUCACAGUGCUUAUACAAGGCAAUACACUCUACUGUGGAAAUGUUGGAGAUUCAAGAGCUGUUGCCAGUAUCAAUGGGAGGGCAGAAGAUCUGUCUGUUGAUCACAAGCCCAACAAUGAUAUGGAAUUCAGAAGGAUUACAGCUGCUGGAGGAUUUGUUGAACUAAAUAGGGUCAAUGGAAAUCUGGCUCUUUCAAGGGCAUUAGGUGAUUAUGCAUACAAGAGAAGUGAAGGUAAACCUCCUGAGCAACAAAUAGUUACAGAAAUGUCCUGUAUCCUCUCCAUAGCAUUACCAGACGUGGUGGUCAGAGAAGUUACAGGAGAUUGGGAAUUCAUCAUUCUGGCCUGUGAUGGAAUCUGGGAUGUACUCACUAGUCAGGAGACAGUGAACUUUGUGCGAAGGAAGAUUGGUCUGGGUUUGGAGCCAGAGGAGGUGUGCGAAGCCCUGCUAGACAGGUGUCUGGCCCCAGACUGUCAAAUGGGUGGAAUUGGCUGUGACAACAUGACAGCUGUGCUAGUCUGCUUCCUUCAUGGUGGAAAAUAUGAUAAUCUGGUACGCAAAUGCGCUGGGAUCCGCCUUGCCAAAACUGAGGAAGUGAAGAGUACAAAUCACAUGAGCAUUAAUCCUAACAAUAGUAACCCUGGCUCUCCAACCUCACCGUCACCAUCAUCGUCAAGUGGACAAGCUUCUCCCCCCUCACCUGAUUCAGCUGCCUACCCUUCACCUCCUCAUUGAUAGAACCUUGUUCCCUGUGGCUGUGAUACUCUCUUUCCUCCCCUUUUGUCUCAUCAAUAUAAGAUGACUUGUUUCCAAUGCCCAUUAUGAGGAAACUCAUCUGGAGUGUUCCUUGCUGUCCUGCCAGUCACCUACUUCAUUCCCAGUCAGUCCAAUUUGCAAAAGCGUUAGGAUAUUAUAUGAACAAAAAGCAUACUUUUUAUCAUUAGGAGAGAAUACAUGAGCUAUUUUGUUUGCUUGCAUUCUGCAGUAGUGAUGAGAAUAACUGUCACAGUCCUAGAAUAAAGAGGACUAAUGCCAGAGA
Molecule: messenger RNA, 1692 nt
Organism: Darwinula stevensoni
Lineage: Eukaryota; Metazoa; Arthropoda; Ostracoda; Podocopida; Darwinulidae
Source: the annotation of a GenBank genome assembly